CUGAUAAAAUCAGUGACAAGACGAGAAUCACUUGUGCUGUUAUCAUGAAUAAUGAAUAAAAUAUAAUUAAUGAUCUCGACGGCGACGAUGAUGGACGUCCGAAUAGGUGAAAGUAAAACGUAAGUGCCUAGAAGUAAUCUUUGUUUUCUGUGCCGGAGCCACCGAGGUCCGAGACAGCUAACAAUAAUCAUUCCUCGGACAUACGGAAAUGACGAUGUGACACGGUUACCGGGUUACGUAUCAUUACUUCGCGGAAUCAGAAUAUCUUUCGUUCACACGUCGUCCGCGUGUGCACACAGUAAACGGAAUUCAAUUUCAGCAUUUCGGCCCUCAGACAUGACCACCAAGCGGAGCACUCGGUCCGGGUCGAUCGAAUCGAAUUACAUACCUACGGGCUUGGCCAUGAGAUCUGAGACCAAAGGCACGCUGCUGGUCAGGGAACCGACGACCGUGUCCAACAUAUUCUUGACGGUGUUGCUGUUCGCAUGCAGAAAAUAUCUCUUUUUCUCGACGCACAGACGGCUGUUCGUGUACUUGAUCCUGCUGAUCGCCUCCGUAGUCGGUGACUUCAUCAAGUUCCCGAAAAUCUACUUUGCCAACAGCGACACGUUCCUCAACCAGUACCUGGUCAAGUGGGGUUGGUUCUGGACGUUGCUGUGGACGCUGUCGUUUCUAGUAACCACCAGCAAGGUGUUCUGCCUCAACUCUCGCCCAACCAUUACCGUGCAUGCCACUCGUCUGGUGGUUGCCACAUUUUUCUGGUACUUUUGGACGAAUGCCUUCAAUCGACUCGAAGAUUAUUACGGCAAGUGUUCGGGGAGCAGAGGACUGACCCGAUCAGCGUGCAAGUCUGCUGGUCACCUAUGGAAAUCGUUUGAUGUUUCUGGCCACGUUUUCAUACUCAUAUAUAGUACACUGGUGAUGAUUAGUGAAGCGAGGCCUAUCAUUGGCUGGGAUAAAAUUCAAGACGUGUUGAGAAAUGAAGAGAAUGCGCGCAAAGAAGGCAAAAAAGUUGCGACCACAUUUAGCAGUUUGAAAGAAGAGGAACUGCAAGAGAUGAAAGCCGUUUACAAAAAGAUGACACCUUACGUACAAGUCUUAUUCAUAGUAAUCACAAUUUUUGUCGCUAUUUGGGAGUUAAUGCUCAUCACAACAAUGAUGUAUUUCCACACAAUGCCCGAAAAACUAUUGGCGGGCAUAGUGGCAAUAUCAACGUGGUUUGUGACAUACAGGGGCUGGUACAGUUCAUCAUUUUUGCCCCCUCUGCCCGGUGACGGAUUCUUUAAAUAUCAAGCACUUCAAAAGAGUGAAGUAGGUAUUUAGUUAUUAUUACGGUGUCAUGACAAUAUAUUGGUGUUUUGUAUUUUUUUUUCAAUAACAAAAUCCGUAUGUUUAUUUACGGGUAAAGUACUAUGUUAUAUCUGUAUGUGUUCAUUUUGAAUAACAAUUUUUACUGGUUCUAUUGUUGUUAAAAUAAAUUUUUUGUUUUCAAUAUAUUAUAUAUAUAUUUGCUUGAUUGUUUUUAUUUAGUUUUUUUUUUUAUUGAUUUAUUAUAUUUAACUGUUGAACAAUAUUUCAUAUGUAUUUAAUUUAAUUACAUAAUCUCAAUUAAUUUACUUAUUGUUUUAAACUUAUCCUGAAAAUGUAAGUUGAAUAAUUAGAAAUUAUUUUAUUUAAAGCUAAUUUCAGUUAUCAAAUAUUUACAAAUGUACAGUUUUAUUAUUUUAAUAUUACUGACUUUGUUAUACUUUAUUUUAUUAUCGGAAAAGAAAAUCUAAGUAUAUACUACUUUGUUAAUAUGUAAACUACUUAUAUGUUAAUAAGUUUAUUAAAAUAAAAAUCAGUCAAUUAAAUAU
Molecule: messenger RNA, 1856 nt
Organism: Acyrthosiphon pisum (pea aphid)
Lineage: Eukaryota; Metazoa; Arthropoda; Insecta; Hemiptera; Aphididae
Gene: Fitm
Product: acyl-coenzyme A diphosphatase Fitm
Exons: 1
Coding region: 337-1323 (328 amino acids)
Biological process (GO): lipid droplet organization; phospholipid biosynthetic process; lipid storage
Cellular component (GO): endoplasmic reticulum membrane
Molecular function (GO): coenzyme A diphosphatase activity
Source: RefSeq, a predicted model, not a curated record